AUGGCGUCAUCCAGCGCACAGGAUGAAGCAGAAAGUGGCAGUGUGACCCCUUCACAAGAUUUCCCACAGGCAACACGCUUGCUUGAGACGAGAUUAUUUCACCAGUAUAUGAUUUCAACGUACCACACCCUCUCACAGGAUGGUCUUUCAGCACACCAUCUCUCCAUGACUAUUCCGCGCAUGGCCGCAUCUUGUCCCUACCUGCUUGACAGCAUCCACGCAUUUUCAGCUUUACACUUGGCUUCGGUUGAACCUGAUAAUCGGACGUCAUGGCUAAAUCAUGCCGUGCGAUACCAGAGCCAGGCAUGCGCUGGACUGAGCAUGGCUCUUUCAGGAAUCUCACCACCAGAUUACGAACCAGCAUUUGUCUCAUCCAUCAUCAUAAUGCUUUUUGCCAUGGGAUCUCGAGUACUAUCAGUUGAAAGCCGACCACUGGACCCGAUUUCAGUAAUUCUUGAGGCUCGCACAUUGAUGUCUGGCCCGGCCAUGCUUUUGUCCCGGAUACUUGAAGGCGGUGUUGAAGCGCAACUGAACGGUUGGCUGUGCGCUCCUGACACACAAGAAAGUCUCCAAACCGGGGAGCAUGAUCAGUACGGCACCCCUUCUCUCUGUAAUGGCAACCCGGUCGAAAACACACGUGUACUAUUUGGCCUACACACAGACAUACUCACGUCGCUAGAUCGACUUCAUUCGAUGAUUGACACACGGAAAGGAGCGGACCAACCGAUCUACGAGGCCACAUGGCAGCGGCUCCAUCAGGCCAUCGAACCAUGGCCGAAGAUCGGGCCAUAUGGCGGUCCCCUUGCAUGGCCCUUAUCCCUCUCCGACAAGUUCUCCUCGUUGCUCCAACAGGGCGACUGGGUUUCCCGGGUUCUGCUUCUGCAUUAUGGUAUAGCUAUGCGUCUCCUGUGCCAUCGGUGGUACGUGCGCGACUGGGGUCGUCGGCUCGUAUUGGCCACAUUAGAACCACUGGAUGAAAUUCCACAGGAGUGGGAGGAGACUUUUUCGUGGAUAAGACGAGCCGCUGCAAGGGAGGACUAG
Messenger RNA from Penicillium robsamsonii, 1041 nucleotides. RefSeq lists its product as uncharacterized. The coding region runs from base 1 to 1041 and encodes 346 amino acids. Gene Ontology annotation, biological process: regulation of transcription by RNA polymerase II. The transcript has 3 exons. Gene Ontology annotation, molecular function: DNA-binding transcription activator activity, RNA polymerase II-specific. The record is from RefSeq and is a predicted model, not a curated record. NCBI's taxonomy places the organism in Eukaryota, Fungi, Ascomycota, Eurotiomycetes, Eurotiales, Aspergillaceae.